Dimorphilus gyrociliatus is the source of this 694-nucleotide messenger RNA. Lineage: Eukaryota; Metazoa; Annelida; Polychaeta; Dinophilidae. The record is from the annotation of a GenBank genome assembly.
AAUUUCUCAAUACUGCCAUAUUGACAUGCUGGGCAAAUUACCUGGAACUUUCAUGCUAAGAAGUUUCAAGAGUUUGUACGUACCUCAUUUUUUGCGAUUUCGACGAGGCAGUUUUAGAGUGCGACGUGCUAUGUCAUCGAGUGGAGCAACUGGAGUUGGAGCUGGAGUUGGAGCUGGAAUGGCAUACGUGUCUGAGGCGGAAGAUAGUCUUUCAAAUUUGAGACAACAGUUAGAACAAGACUUGACACCUCAUGAACUACUAAAGAAUUCAGCAACUAAUGCAACAUUAGCGGCCAUAAACAUGUUUUCUCAGAGCGGCCUCGUUUAUAUAAGUUCCCUGAGAGAAUAUGUAGACAUUCUCGAAACUUUAAUAAGAACUCUGAAUAUCCGUGAAAAAACAAAUUAUAUAGAAGAUGAGGAUGUCGUUUGGCAGACUAUCAUAGGACUGCGUAACACUAUUCAAAUAAAAAGAGAGGCUGUUAUUAAAAACGGCACAAACUAUCAGGCUUGCUAUAAUUCCCUGAAUAGUGUUGCUCAGACGUCCUUUGAAAUCGGUUCACAAGACACCCCGAUAUUUGCUAACGAACGUAUUCAAGUCAUCAGCAGCAAAGUGGAUUCGCUAAGAGAUCUAGCUCAAAGUCUUGAGGAUGAGAUACGAGAUUUUGAUAUAAAUAGUGUGAAAUCUGAAAAUUAA